GACAGGCUCCAGGAGGGGCGAUCGAGGAGGAUCAACCUGUUUGACCCUACUGCGGCACCACGCCAACGUUCUCCUACACCACCAUCCUCUCCAAAUGUGAAUCCGGACUCAAGUUCGGACGAAGAUGGGGAGUGUGGAAACAGAUUCGCCCAUUUGAGGAAGCUACAAGGCCCGGAGGUGAUCCAAGCCCCUUUCGAUAUCCCUCCCCUUUUCCCAUAUGAGAGAUCCGUGGUAUACCUCCUGAUCCCCCCUACCGCCAAACAAUUAAAGUAUGCAAAGUCCGUGGCUUUGAGCGCGACCACAAUUGCCGGUGACAAGCUCUCGCUUUCAAUUCCCGUCACCCACAUCGAGAAACCAGGGAAAACUGUGCACCAACUCGCCGCCAGAAUGCUAUUGCGUGAUCUGGAGGAGAGUAAAAGCUGGCUUCACUCUAGUAAGUGCGGUAUUCCCGCAGGAGAUUCGGCCGGAAUUCAGGAGUAUGCCCAGAGAGAAGGAGAGGAGAUUGGCAUGAAGUGGUUACUAGCAAGUAAAUGGACGAGCUUCGUGGGUGUUGAAGAGGAGAUUCUGGGCGAGGCAUCAACCCUGACGCAAGCCCCUCCGGAGGAGGGGCCGUUGGGAUUUUCUGAGGGUGGGUCUUCCGCUCCCAAUAUGCCUAGCGGGUCACUCGAAACCAUUGAGGAUACUGGAAAGAGCGUGCCCAUUGACAAGCCCACCUCCUUCUCUGCCGGAUCCUGUCCCGAGCUCCUGCCAAGGCCAUAUCCCACACAUCUGCCCCGCGCCACAACAGGUUCCGGAGCUCCACGGGGUGUCGUUAUAGGGGCCCGAGUGAUGAAUAGUGGAGUUGAUACUAUGAGUCGCCUUCUAGCGCCGAGGGAUACGCCAGAUCCUACUCAUCCCGUAUGGAAUAGCUCUAGGCCCUUCAAGCCGUACCUACCACCAGGGUCCAUUCCGGGAAGCGAAAUAUAUAGCGUGUCAUGGGGGCCCCGCGAACCGUCCCUACCGCCAGGGUCCAUUCAGGGAAACGAAAUACAUAGCGUGUCAUGGGGGUCCCGCAACCCGUCCCUACGACCAGGGUCCAUUCAGGGAAGCAAAAUAGUUUGUCGCCCCAGUAGCGCCGUUCCAGCUUUUGGGCAGGCUUCCAGAAAUUCCGGACUACCCCCGGGAUCAGCGACACGACAACAACAACCGCAGCAACAACUCCCACCUGUAAAAAUUUUGAAUGGUUGUUCUCUAAGGCACUCAUGUAACCCCACAUCCGCUGAACUAGGCUCCUCAGACCCCGUCCAAAUCCUUCCAGCCACCACUUCUCCACCUAUCACCAGCAGCGCAGGUGGCGAUUCCUUGGAGUCCGACAUGGCCUGUAUCGGCGACAUUCUGGCACCACCCCGGGCGCCUCCAAGAUCUCCGGUCAAAAUCCACAAACUUAUAGCUGCACAAAAAUUCGACGGCAGCUUCCACAUUGCGGAUGAAUACGUCGUUGAACUCCUAGGCUCCCUUAUGAAUUCUAUACCCGAGCCCUGCGGUGGGGAUAAAGUCUCAUGGGUGGCGUUGCUCAUUGCAACGCUUUUGGAGAGUAAGUAUGACAAUCUUAGAGAUAUAUGGGAGUUAGUUGUUAGGAAGGUUUGGGUGUUUCUGAGUGGUAGAGAAGGAGUAAGGGUGGAGGAAGUGAAGGCCGUAGCAGAGGAAUUAGUUGCUGGGUGGGAGUAG
Tuber aestivum (summer truffle) is the source of this 1707-nucleotide messenger RNA. Lineage: Eukaryota; Fungi; Ascomycota; Pezizomycetes; Pezizales; Tuberaceae. The record is from the annotation of a GenBank genome assembly.